AUGAAGUACCGGCAGGGCCAGGAGGUCCCUGUUUUCCCUGAGGACCUGGCAGUCCCCUCUCUCCCUGAGGACCUGGCAGUCCCCGCUCUCCCUGAGGACCUGCCGGGCCUUGAGCCCCAGGAUGCCCCUCCUGCAUUCCCUGGUGGUCCUGCAUUGCCUGGUGGUCCUGCAUUGCCUGGUGGUCCUGUAUUGCCUGGUGGUCCUGCAUUGCCUGGUGGUCCUGCAUUGCCUGGUGGUCCUGUAUUGCCUGGUGGUCCUGCAUUGCCUGGUGGUCCUGCAUUGCCUGGUGGUCCUGCAUUGCCUGGUGGUCCUGUAUUGCCUGGCGGUCCUGCAUUGCCUGGUGGUCCUGUAUUGCCUGGCGGUCCUGCAUUGCCUGGUGGUCCUGCGUUGCCUGGUGGUCCCUGA
Messenger RNA from Penicillium arizonense, 405 nucleotides. RefSeq lists its product as uncharacterized. NCBI's taxonomy places the organism in Eukaryota, Fungi, Ascomycota, Eurotiomycetes, Eurotiales, Aspergillaceae. The transcript is spliced from 2 exons. The coding region runs from base 1 to 405 and encodes 134 amino acids. The record is from RefSeq and is a predicted model, not a curated record.